CAUCUCGUCAGAAGCGGCAAGUCAGUGCUUCUGUAGCAUAUGCGUGGUGCGGGUCGUGAUUUCUAUGCUGCUCCGAUUGGCGUUUGUGUGUAGGUACCAAUGCUGAGUAUGCUGCUGAGCGAAGGGGUCGCACGGUGCAUUGUGAUCGAUAGCAUGGAGAUUUUUCCGUUGCCGCAGCUUGUGAUAACGUGGGUUAGUUAAUUGGCGUAAUUUAAUUGGAAGAAGUUGUGAAAUUUGGAUUGACGAGUUAUUCGAAUCAAAAUAGAACCAACUAUAACUUUCUAUUAAACGUACGAGUAAUGUAGGUGUAGUGCAAUCGAGGUGAAUCACGUUGGAAUCUGAAGAGAACAUAAAGAACCGUUUUUGACGAGUUGAAAUUCAUACCCAAUCAGUGUGCAAUCGUACCGGAAAAAUCGUCAAAGCGAGGUGAUUGCAUGAUUAAGUGAGAUGAAAUUGAAUAAAUCAGUUGCUAAAGGCCCUGUAAAACGCUUCAAUGUGAAUUUCGAUGAAUAAUUGUGAAACAGUGUGCUCGCGAGUAGCGUGAAUUGAACGGAAAAUUAUUCAACGUGAAAAUUACACCAAAAAUAAUAAUUGUGCUGUUGGUGAUUCGGUGAAGAGUCCCUCGUGGCUCGCAGUGUCCAGGUUCGGGUUCAGGUGCAUGAAAAUAUGAUAGAGUGGUCCCAAGAAUCCGCUUCGCACGGGCAAUGAUUGCAUUGCAUUCAACGUGAUAAUCAUCGAGAGAGUAAUUUGAUUGCAACCAAUAACGGAUUAUCCCUCGGUAGAGCCGAGGAUUUUUUGUUUCGCCCAGUGAAUUCGGCGUUGAUCCUGUACAGGUUUCCGAGUCCAAAACAUCACCGAACGAACCUACUGCUGCCGGUGCCGGAUACGAGAUGCGAAGAUGAAGUAGAACUGUGCGCACUGGGACACCGGGAUUACAGGCGAAAUUUUUGCCAACAUUAUAAGGACGCGCUACAUCCUCGCCCGAGACCCUUCCGCAUAUGGCACAAACCAUCGAAUGUCUCAGCCGGUGGAAAGCGAGAAAAAACAACAUCUCAAGAAUCGGAAAGGCUACCAACAUACAAACAACACUGAUAGUCAAGCGUCUUCGGGACAGCAUCAUCUUCUUCUACAAAGGGGGAAACGGUUUUUAAGGAUAGCAAGUUCCCGUCGUCGGUUCCGUCAACUGUAACAUCAUAAAUUUGAAUAUAAAAGCGCUCAGGAAUCGCUUCCAGCUUGCGCCUGCAGCGAGUUGUUGUAAACUAAUUACAUAAUUGAAGAAUGCUUACUUUGUCGGUUGGUGCUGAGCUCGAGAAAGUGUUAAAAGGAUUCGUCGUGAUUUAGUGCUGGCUGGUAGAAUAAAUAUCAGCUUGGGAAAUUCUGGCGAGGCGAAAAGUCAACCUCGAUAGGACACUACCCACAAUGGAGAUGCAAAUGGGACGAGAAUAAACUAUCAAAGAUUAUAGGAAAGGAGUACAAAAGCAAUUAAAGGAAUUGGAUUUUUUUGUUCGUCGCCCUCGAAGAAAUAGAAGAAACAAACGACCUUUUUUCUUACGGUUUGCUGAAAUCGAAGACAGUGAAGCACGUGCUUGAGCUGUCUGUCGAACGGGGGAAAAGCAGUGCCAAACGGUACAAUUAAAAGUAGUCCCGGGGCUUAGGUGGAAGGCUCAGAAAUUAUGUGAUUUGCUGCUAUUGAAUCUGGCCGGAGCAAAAAGCGCGGACUGAAAGACAAUCACGGCGAAUGCACUUGAGCAAAUUGAAAACAACGACGAUUUGACCUUUUCUUGCCGCGGAAUAUUUCAGACUUUGGCGCGAGGAACGAACGCGAUGUUGUAGCAGCAAGAAAUGACUAUUCGUGGUGAUUAAUUUUUGAUAUCGAAUUGUUUAGGCGAGUGGAAAAUUGAAAAGACUGUGGAUUUUCCCCCGGGGGGAAAUCGCUCGUGACAGGGUGCGAAAGGAAAACUGCUUGUGAGAAAUUGCUAAUUCGUGUAAAUAUUUGAGAACCAUCGUGUUCCGAAGCUGGGAGAAAAGGACAUUCAACAAAGGCCAGAAUGGAGCUUCUUCCGGGAACGAUAGUAACGAUUCUAAUCGCGACAGCGAUUAUCAACAUAGCUAAAGCAAUGGAGUACCCAAAAAUAACGGAGCACCCGCUGGAUGUGAUAGUGCCGAGGCAUGAACCCACCACCCUCAACUGCAAGGCCGAAGGCAUUCCGAUGCCAACCAUCACCUGGUACAAGGAUGGUGAGCCGAUCAAAGCGGAACAGGGCUCGCAUAAAAUUCUGCUUCCCGCUGGAGGAUUGUUCUUCCUGAAGGUCGUGCACUCACGUCGCGAAAGCGACGCCGGAGUGUACUGGUGCGAGGCCCGCAACGAGCUCGGUGUGGCCAGAAGCCGGAACGCAACGCUGCAAGUGUCAGUGCUACGCGACGAGUUUCGGCUGGAACCGCAGAAUACUCGGGUGGCGCAAGGGGAGACAGCUUUGCUGGAAUGCGGACCACCGAAGGGUUAUCCGGAGCCGGUAAUUUUUUGGCGGAAAAAUGGACAGACCAUGGACUUGAGCGGAUCAAAACGCAUCCGCGUCGUGGACGGUGGCAAUCUGGCCAUCCAGGAUGCGCGCCAAUCCGACGACGGCCGGUACCAGUGUGUGGCGAAAAACGUUGUCGGUAUCCGUGAAUCGACGGUUGCAUUUCUCCGAGUGCACGUGAAACCAUUCCUGAUACGAGGUCCGCAAAACCAGACGGCUGUGGCCGGCAGCUCAGUGGUGUUUCAGUGUCGCGUCGGCGGUGAACCAGUUCCGGACGUCCUGUGGCGGCGCUCGGCAUCCGGCGGCAAUAUGCCUCUAGGUCGAGUUCAUGUCCUCGAGGAUCGUAGCUUGCGAAUCGAUGACAUCACCGUGGAGGAUAUGGGCGAGUAUAGUUGCGAAGCUGACAACGCUGUGGGCUCGAUUACGGCUUCGGGGAAUCUAAUCGUUCACUCUCCUCCAAGUUUCAUCGUUCGGCCAAAGCAUCAAAUCGUUGAGUUGGGCUCGGAGGCACUAUUCGAGUGUCAGUCCGUUGGUCAUCCGCAUCCAACGUUGUUUUGGUCACUGGAGGGUAACAGGAGCCUGCUGUUUCCGGAAACUCGCUUCGGAAACAUCGAAGUAACAGAAAAUGCCGAUGGCACAAGCGUACUGUCGGUCUCCAACAUCGAUCGAGCUGACAAUGGGAAAGUUAUCGUGUGCAGCGCAGUGAAUAGUGUCGGAAGUGUCAGCACUCGGGUCGUACUUAGUGUAAAUCUCCAAGAUGACCGGCCUCCGCCGUUGAUUCUGCAAGGACCAGUCAACCAAACACUUCCAGUGAAAUCCGUUGCCAUUUUGCCAUGCAGAGCUUCCGGUGUACCGACACCGGUGAUUUCCUGGUACCGGGAUGGCAUUCCCAUUUUAACGACUGCCAGGAUCAACAUCAGCGAUUCAGGGACAUUAACCAUUUCCGAUCUGAGCAAAAACGAUGACAGUGGACUGUACACGUGUGUUGCCAGUAGUAAGUCUGGGAAAUCAACGUGGAGUGCAGCGCUGCGACUGGAUUCACCUACCAAUCCAAACAUCAAGUUCUACCGUGCACCGGAAGCAUCCACGUUUCCUGGGCCACCCGGAAAGCCACAGUUGACGGAUGUGUCCGAAAACAGUGCUACCAUCUCGUGGGUUCGAAGUAACGCCAUCGGGGCGUCCAGUUUGGUUGGCUACACCGUGGAAAUGUUCGGUCGGAAUGCUACCGAUGGAUGGGUAGAGGUUGCCAGCAAAGUGCUGGAUACUAGUUACACUCAGCGUGGAUUGGGCCCGGGAGUAACGUACUACUUUGUGGUGCGAGCGGAGAAUUCGCACGGGGUUUCUCUGCCCAGUGCGGUAUCGGAGCCGAUCAUGGUUGGAAUGAACGAACUAAACUCCGGACUGGAUAUGAGCGAAGCCAGAGCUAGCCUGCUGUCAGGGGACGUCGUCGAACUGAUCAACGCAACUUCGGUGGACUCUACUACGAUGAAGCUAGUUUGGGAGAUCAUCAACGACAAGUACGUUGAAGGAUUCUACAUCUACGCUCGCAACCUGGAAGAGGAAUCGGAACGAUCGUACAAAAUGCUUACGGUACUGAACGCUGGCAGCGUGUCCACCUGCACGGUUAGCGGACUGCGCAAAUUCACUGAGUAUGAAUUUUUCAUAGUUCCCUUCUACCGAACAGUCGAAGGAAAGCCGUCCAACUCAAGACUGUCCAGGACGUUGGAAGAUGUUCCAAGCGCUCCUCCUACUUCGAUGGAAGCUUUACUGCUAAACUCGUCUGCGGUGUAUCUCAAGUGGAAGUCGCCUCCUGUAGAUUCGAUUAAUGGUAUUCUACAAACCUACCACGUGAUCGUUCGAGGUUUGGAUAUUCGCUCGAAUUUCACCAAAAUCUUAAGCAACGUAACGAUUGACGCCGCCUCACCCAACUUACUGCUAGCGAAUCUAACCGAAGGAGUGACGUACACAGUCAGUAUCGCAGCGGCAACGACGAUCGGAAUGGGUCCGUUCAGCAGCCCGGCUACACUACGCCUAGAUCCAGUGACGAAACAGUUGGAUCAAACUUCGCACCGUUAUCCGAUCAAUCACGAUAAUGCGGACGACAUACUGACAAAACCUUGGUUCAUCGCAGUUCUUGGCACGAUUCUGGCAUUGAUGAUGCUGUCCUUCGGAGCGAUGGUGUUCGUCAAGCGGAAACAGAUGAUGAUGAAGCAAUCGGCGCUAGCAGCGUUAAGAGGACACCACGGCAAUGGCGUGCUCAAGUUCCCUUCACUUCCGCAAAAUCACGAUACCUAUUGGACUGACCCAUCGGCUAUAUUGUGGCGUCAUCCAACUCGACCGAAGGAUCACAUACAAGAUUACGCACCGGUCUGUACCGGAACUACCCUACCGUCGGACCAGAACAACCGCAACCGCUACGUCGGCAUUGACUACACCGAAUAUCCAUCCGAUUAUGCCGAAGUGUCAUCGUUCAAUCCGAACACUCCGGGUAAUACCAACGCGACGGGGAACGUUAGCGGCAAGGCACCAUCUGAGUGCAGUGGAACCCGUUCGCCUGCUCCCUAUGCAACCACCACUCUGAUAGGCAAUUCAAGAUUUAUUACAACCUCCGCGAACGGUACCGUACACAGCAUUCAUCAUCAACAAACACCCUACGGCAGCAUGUACUACAACACUGAUCCUUAUCCGCCGAUGACCACCACUGAAGGAGGUUCUGGUAAUGGAAACAGCGACAACGGUGGUCUGUUACUGGGUGGGUCCAGCAAUUACGGUCGGAACGUGUACUCGGAGUCAUAUUUCAAUCCGGGUGAGAAAAUCAAUAUCACCGAGAAUAAGCUGGCCUCGCUGAACAACAAUAGCACCAGUAAUGGAGGCUAUCAGUUGGUGCAGAAUCACAGCGGAAGCAGUGCUAGCAGUAGUAGCAGCAGUGGCGGUGGAGUGGGACUCCGUUCCGAAACGAACAAAAUCUUCAAUCCCAGCCAUUCGGUUCCGCAGACACCGUUCGGGACGAUAAGAAAAAAUCGCUUCAAAUUAACCCGUACUCCAAUCAAUAAUCUGAGGAUUAGCUUCGGAACGUCUGACCGUGGCAGCGCCACCGGUAGUAGUCCGGCAGAGGAUGCUGGAAAUGAAUAUGGUAAUCAACACCACCACCACCAACAACAACAGCAACAAUCACAGCAAAGUCAAAAGAAGAAAAUGUCCUCGCUCAAUAAUUUAGGAGCGCAAGAGCAGCUGUACAUAAAGAUAGGGGAAACGAAUCCGAACAACGCCAACAGUUGGAAUGGUCAUUUGGCCAACAUCUACCAAAACUCCGCUCGGUCCAGACCGGCCGAUGGUGGGGAUGGCAAUGAUCGGGAGGGGGAAGCCGUCAUCUACCAUCCGACCGGUAACCGCAGUGUCAUUAGCUAUCGGUCCGCCUCCGAGUUCGGGGACAACGUCUGAGAGUUGCGUGGCAGCUUCGGGUUGACUAUUUAUAAUAACUUAUUCUGACGCCAGGACGACGCAGAAUGGACGAAAGACUGAGUGUGGAAAUUUAAGAGUAGGAGAGCGAGUCUAAUCGAUUGGGGUAGGGCGAGUGCGUAUGAGCUAUCGGAUUUGUUCCCCCCUCACCGAACCAAGGGUUUUAGGUACGGCCAAAUCUCCACUCAUAGAUAGGUAAGGUGAAUUGUCGUUCGUUGUUUUCUUUAGCCAUACUCUAUACCUGUAAAUAAUGGAUGCCCUUUCCGAUGUGUUUUGCUGGAAAUGGUGCUGAUGAUGUAUAGAUUGAAGCGAAAUCGAUGUGGGUGACUAUAAAUCAAGACUGAUCGCAGUACUUCCACUGGAAAGGUAGAAUUGUUGAAACGGAAUCCGAGAAGGGCCGUUGCGAACGAUAGAAGCAUUGAAAUGGGAACAAUUCAAUUCGAAAAUUUGCGUAUUUUGCAUUUGAAGGAGACGAAUGGUUGUUUAUCGUCUGUUUGAAUUGUAUCUUAAAACAUCCUAAAACAACACAAAACAAAAGUUAGCUACUCAUUCAUAUCAGAGCAGCGGUGAGUGUGAAUCUAGUGAUUGAAUAGUAGCGUAAAACAAUCUAAUAUUUUGUAAAGAAUACUCAAAAAACAACAAAUAAAAGUUUAGGCUAGUGUACGAGUCUGCGAAUCGGAAAUAUCAUUGUAAAUAAUAAGUUACUGGUUUAUCGUAUAAGUCGAAACAACUGCUUGUUAACACAACCACCUACGUUAAAAAGUUCAAAAUUCCUACUUUAUCAACUCAGCGAUUACACGAUGUUACAUGAAAUGCUUGAAAACUUUUGGGUUUCGCGUUAAAACUAUCAACUAUCACAGAGAAGUUUAUAUAAGUAUUAUCCUUUUUCUACUAUAAAAUUGUAGUUAAAUUAAAAUUGUCAAAAAUUUGUGCGAAAGAAAGUAAGAGAAAACGAGAGAGAGAGAGAUAGUGGAAGAAAAAGCAAUAAAACAAGAAAAGUUGGAUCAUCAUUAAAUAUUUACGCUCGACAGACCAUGCAAGUGAUGAAGAGUGAAGCCGAAGCUACGUUGUAACUGAAUUAAAAACAAAAUUGAAACUGUGACUUUAGUCGGAGCCGCUAGCAAUUUUUUUCGCCAUGCCGCUUUUUCGAACAGCAAGUU
Messenger RNA from Topomyia yanbarensis, 7138 nucleotides. Its product is annotated as roundabout homolog 2-like. Gene Ontology annotation, cellular component: plasma membrane. The transcript is spliced from 14 exons. The coding region runs from base 2049 to 5960 and encodes 1303 amino acids. Lineage: Eukaryota; Metazoa; Arthropoda; Insecta; Diptera; Culicidae. The record is from RefSeq and is a predicted model, not a curated record. Gene Ontology annotation, biological process: homophilic cell-cell adhesion. Gene Ontology annotation, molecular function: protein binding.